CACAGAACACACAGAGCAGCAAUCCGAGGCCUAUUGUUGUCAAGAAGUACCACKGGAAUCGGACAUUGCAUCGUCCCGGACAACAACACCAAACCACAACAAACCACAGCAGAGCAGCAGCAGCAGCCACAAAACAAAACAAAAACGCGUCGAACGAAACAAAGGAUGGCCGCGAUGCAAAGAAUGUGCCAACAGCGAAAGCAGCAGCAGCAGCAGCAGCAGCAGCAACCCGUUCGAACCACCAAGGGGACGCCGUUUCUCGGAAGAAGCGUCCUCGGAUCGACAUUCUUCAUGGCCGUGGUGUUUGUCGUUUCCCGGACGGUCCCAACGGCCCUCGGGUUUUCUUCCCGGGCCCCCCAACUCUGCCCGCGGUGCGCCGCCACCGCCCUGCACGCAACAGCAGGGGCGCGGUACCCCCCCAUGUCCCGGGACGAGGUCCAGGCCGCCCUGGACGCCGUUCCGGUCUUUGCCGUCACGGAGCCCAACCAGGAGGGCCUCGUCCUGCUGAAAGAAAAGGGGAAUCCCCGGGACAUUGCCUACUUUUUCUUUUCGCCGCAGGCCGCCAACACCGUCUUUUCGCCCCUCCGAAAAAAGGAAAACGAGAGCAGCGGAGCGGGCGAGUGGAGCGUGUCGGCGUAUCCCCUGGGCCUGGUGUGGUUCGAGCUCAUCAACGAACCGGAGGAGGGCGUCGAGUACCGGUUGCUCCCGGAGCCGGAGGACCUGAUCGGGGCGCAGAACCUGCUGCAGCAGCAGCAAAAGCAGUCGAACAAGGUCGAUCCCAGGCUGAAGGACCUCUUCCAGAGUCCCUUCAACGAGGUCCCCGUCUUCGUGGACCAGCUUCUCCGGGUGACGUCGCAGGAAGGGGACGACCAGAGGGAACGGGUUCCGCUGUACCUCGGCCUGAGGGACCUGAUGGACGCGGUGAACCAGGCCACGAAGGCCACAUCGGGGGAAUACCAGGCCGCGAUAACCGGCGUCAACCUGAGGGACCUAAUCGACGAGAUGAUGAGCGAGACCGGGAACGACUACCGGAGGGCAAUAUUUGUUCCGCCCUCGGCCAAGCCGGAGGCCGGAGAACCCGAGGGCAAGGAAGCGGCUCCCCCUGCUGCGGCGUCGUCGUCGUCCCCGGAGAGCGGCAUGGAUGACGACCUGGACGAUUUCCAAAAGAUCGUUGAGGGAGGGCGACCGUCCUUCAAGGCAACGAACGACGGACCCAUCAACACCCCUACCGCAUCCGACGACUUGUGGGCAUAGGUAGACAAGGCUCGGAUAAUGGUAAUGGUUUUUAU
Molecule: messenger RNA, 1289 nt
Organism: Pseudo-nitzschia multistriata
Lineage: Eukaryota; Bacillariophyta; Bacillariophyceae; Bacillariales; Bacillariaceae
Source: the annotation of a GenBank genome assembly